This is a messenger RNA of Stylophora pistillata, 814 nucleotides long. RefSeq lists its product as uncharacterized. Gene Ontology annotation, cellular component: mitochondrion. The record is from RefSeq and is a predicted model, not a curated record. Gene Ontology annotation, molecular function: ribosomal large subunit binding. Gene Ontology annotation, biological process: translation. NCBI's taxonomy places the organism in Eukaryota, Metazoa, Cnidaria, Anthozoa, Scleractinia, Pocilloporidae.
CGCAUUCUUGCGCCGAUCCGCCGUUUAUUGGAAUAUCCAAGCUAUUUUAAAAGAUCCUAUACAAUGAGUUGCUCGAUUGCAUCCCGAUUUUCAGCGUUGUUAGGUGUAUAUGCGACAAGGACAACUUAUGCAAGGCUUUCCUCGGUUCGAUUUUAUGCGGCAAAGAAAGGAAAAAAGGCAAGGUCAGCUGCUGUUUCAAUUGACCAUGAUAUAGCAGAUGGGUUAGUUGAUUUGGAGAAAUUGAAAUCAAAUAUGGCGAGUACAGUGACAAGACUUCAACUUGAGUUCAGAGACAAAAUAACUGUUGAAAUUAAACCUGAUAUACUUCACCAAGUAAAAGUGGAAUCUGCAAAUGGAAAAGAAAAGUUUGUGCUUGGUGACAUAGCACAAAUCAAACUUAGUAAAAGCAUGUUUGUCGUGGACUUAAGUAGGUCACCAGAGCUUGUACCUCAAGCUGCUGAAGCAAUCAAAACAUGGAAUACAGAUUUUGAGCCCAUCAUGUCUGGUCAUGUGAUAUCUGUAUCCAUUCCAAAAGUCACUCAGGAAUACCGUGAAAACUUGGUCAAAAUGGCAAAGUCAACAAGUGAACAAUACAAACAAAGCAUUCGAAAAAUAAGACAGAAAGGAAUGACUGACAUUAGGAAAAAUAAGAAAGGAAAAUCAGAAGAUGAUGCAAGAAUGGUGGAGAAAAUGAUUCAACAACUUACAGACCAGUUUUGUGGGGACACAGAUUUGCUCUUAGAGGAAAAAACUAAUGAACUUUUAAGAAAGUGACUGUGAAUCAAUAGAAUUUUUUAUGGAAUAAAAUAUCAAA